AUAGUUCGAGACGAGUCACACUCAGCGGAAGUUGUUGGCUGCUACCAGGAGAUAGCAGCACCGGUUCGCAAGUUAGCAAAUGUGCUACAGGUCUUUUCGCAUCAAAAUAAUUAAAAUGUCAAUACAAUAGCUUAAAAACAUGGAUCCGUCACGUCUGGAAACGUUACAAUAAUCCGAAUCGAUUGAAGAACAACGCAGCAUUCACAUUUCAAACCCGGAAGUUUUGUUCAGCUAGCAUGCUAGCUUGUAGCAGCUAACCAGACACAAUGAGUGCCAAAUUCGGCCUGAUGAACUACAACAACGCCCGGAAGCACCUGUCUAUCUCCAUCCCGUCUUCCAGCGAGGUCAUGAUGUCUCCGCACAUUAAGUCUGUGGAGGAGCUGAGAGUGCUAGGCAUCAACCUGAGCAGCUUCAACACAGCUACCCAGUUCUGCAUCUGCACGGCGGGUGUCUUCCUCUUUUACCUCAUCUAUGGCUACCUACAAGAGCUCAUAUUUUCCGUGGAGGGUUUCAAGCCCUUCGGAUGGUACCUCACCCUGGUACAGUUUGGGUUCUACUCCCUGUUUGGACUGGUGGAAUUGCAGCUCACACAGGACAAACGGAGAAGAAUACCAGGGAAGACGUACAUGAUCAUAGCAUUUCUAACGGUGGGGACCAUGGGCCUAUCAAACACCUCACUGGGUUACUUGAAUUAUCCUACACAGGUCAUCUUCAAGUGCUGCAAACUCAUUCCUGUCAUGAUAGGAGGCGUAUUCAUUCAAGGGAAACGCUACAAUCUGGCUGAUGUGUCUGCUGCUCUCUGUAUGAGCCUGGGACUCAUCUGGUUCACCCUAGCUGACAGUAAAGUCGCCCCCAACUUCAAUGCAACCGGGGUCCUCCUCAUCUCUCUGGCUCUGUGCGCUGAUGCUGCCAUUGGGAACGUGCAGGAGAAAGCCAUGAAGCUCCAUAACGGCUCUAACUCUGAAAUGGUUUUGUAUUCCUAUUCCAUCGGUUUUGGGUACAUAUUGACAGGCCUGUUGGGUGCAGGUGGAUUGGGACCAGCAGUGGCCUUUUGCUCUCAGCAUCCUGUGACAACAUACGGUUAUGCAUUCUUCUUCUCUCUCACGGGGUACUUUGGCAUUUCAUUUGUGCUGGCCUUGAUCAAACUCUUUGGAGCCCUGGUAGCAGUCACAGUAACGACUGGACGUAAGGCGAUGACGAUUGUACUAUCCUUUAUGUUUUUCUCCAAGCCUUUUACUUUUCAGUACCUAUGGGGUGGACUUUUAGUGCUGCUCGGCAUCUUCCUGAAUGUUUACAGCAAAAACAAAGACAAAAUGAAGCUGCCAUCUUUGGCGGACCUCAGGAAUAUGUUUCUGACCGGGAAGAAGGUCAGGCUGCUGUCACAGAACGUGUAGUAAAAGGGACCUGUGGUGGGCAGGAUAAACAAACAUUUUUCUAACGUUCCUAUCCAACCUGGACCUAAUAACAGUGGGCUCCUAAGACAUUCUUUGGCCACAGAGCUCCACAGAAACAUUCCCAGGAGGAGAAAGUGGACACGGAGCACCUGCGAGACUCUGAAAGGGAAGCUGACUCCUUAGCUAACCCAAAUAGCACAGUUCUGCACUGUAAGUGACUCUAUGACUUUAGCCUGAGCAAGACGAAGGGGGACGAAAGGUUGAAAGAGAAUAUAUUGACAUUUAUUGAACUGAUCAUGUCCGAAAUUGAAUGCACCAAAAAUAUAUAUAUCUUAAAUGGCAUAUUUUCACCUGCAUGUGCCAGAAGACAAAAACUAAUGUUUUACUCAAUCACUGUCUGAGAAAUGUCUCUUCUCAUGGUUUCUUUGUAAUUUAUAUCCGAUUGUACAAAAGACCGCUCAACAGCACAGUGACAUCUUGAAGUGUGGGGCGGGCUAUGCUCGGAAGUAUAUCAACGUGUCAACUGCCAUAUUUGCGAACCGUUUGUUUUGUUGAAAUUGUAGCUCUUUUUUCAUUAAACAAACUGGGAAGUUUAUCCAAAAGCUU
Molecule: messenger RNA, 2000 nt
Organism: Oncorhynchus tshawytscha (Chinook salmon)
Lineage: Eukaryota; Metazoa; Chordata; Actinopteri; Salmoniformes; Salmonidae
Gene: slc35b3
Product: solute carrier family 35 member B3
Exons: 10
Coding region: 267-1394 (375 amino acids)
Biological process (GO): transmembrane transport
Cellular component (GO): Golgi membrane; endoplasmic reticulum membrane
Molecular function (GO): 3'-phosphoadenosine 5'-phosphosulfate transmembrane transporter activity
Source: RefSeq, a predicted model, not a curated record